CUCAACGCCUUAUGUUGAUAGACAGAAUAAUCUUCUGUUUUCCUGUGAUAGAGUGAAAGCUUUCUCCUUUCUUUGCAUCUUCGUCCGCAUUUCAGCGACCAUUACAACAUUUUCAUAGCCGUAUUGGCAACAUAAUUCCUCUUCCCCUCUUUUGAAACCUUUGAAACUUUACUGAGGGCUGUACAUCCGAUGAUGGAAUCAAAGUCAUCCAGUGUGACGCAAAGCCAGGCACCGAUAUAUCACCAUGACUACGAUCGCUCCAAGUUACUAAGUGGUGAAGCGAAUGGUGAAGCGAAUCCGAAGUCCUACAAUGCACGAUAUUCCAGUGGGAUGGUACGCUCAGCGAAAUGGCUGACAGUGACAAUUGUGGUGUCGGUCAUAAUAUCCAUCCCCGUGAUCGUGCUUCGGACUACAUUGGUCUCAUCCGACAUUCAGAACCUAGAUCAACUUAAACAAGUAUACCAAAGCCAGUGGAAAAAUUUAGGUUUUUGGAUUUCGUGCUGGAUUCUGGUCUCGUGGUUUUCCGCAUGUGUUUUUCAUGCCUUGAUCAUAUUCUUUCCUCAUAUUUUCAGAAAUGUGGCUAAAUACAUCAACCCUGCUCAUGCCCGUUAUUGGAAAGUAUUUUACUUUAUGAAAUGGCCAGUCACGAUUUUGGGCUGCACUAUAUGCUCGUACAUCAGCUACGCUCUAAUAAUAUACGCCAAUGACAACCUUACAGCCAAUAUUGAUUUUUCUGAGCUUCCUUGGGACGUGUUUGGCAAUGCUACUAUAACAACUCAAACCGAUAGUAACAACGUUACCUAUCAAAUCGUCACUAUCGAUGGUUUUACUUACGAUGAUCACAACUCCAAGCAAACACUAUUUUUGGCCCAAGAUAUUAUUGAGAAUGUUCUUUUCAACAUUAUCCUGUGGGCUGCUCUCUGGUUCAUCGAAAAAUGUGUGAUCUUAUAUAUUUCAAUUCACUACAACAGUCGAUCAAACUUUGGUCAGCUCGAAUAUUGUAAGGAAGUCGUUCAGGCACUAGUGACUCUUUACGAUGCAUCGAUCCGUUUACAUCCUGUCAAUCAUUAUGCAUUCGACACAGAUGAUGCGGCUAUCAUCUACAGCCAGCCAGCUCGGCGUGAAGGCCGUUCGGGUGGCCGUGUGAGAGAUAUCUCCAAUAUGCUGGACAUUGGAACACAGCAUUUUACGUCGGCACUUGGCUAUGUGGUGAACAGCAGCGAAGAAUCUCAUUGGCUUGUUCCUCGCUCUUCCUAUGCCUUCGUAUUGCGAGCAAUAGAUAACCCUACCACCGCUAGAGCAUUAGCAAAUCGCAUCUGGAUGGCAUUGGCAUCCGAGGAAAGAGAUGUUCUGACAUUGGAAGACAUAAAGAAAGCCUUGGCUCCUCAGCAAUUCGGUUACGAUGAUCCUGAAUAUCUUUUUCGGCUGGUCGAUGAGAGCGAAAAUGGGAAUAUCAGACAGGACGAAUUCGUCAGUACUGUUGUUGGAAUUGGAAAAAUGCGCCGGAAUACAUACGAAGCAAUUGCAGACGUUAGCCACGCUUUGAACACUUUCGAUUGGGUUUUGUGCAUAAUCCUUGCUCUUUCCAUGGUCUUCUUCAUCUUGGUAUCGUGGGUGCCUCAAAUCAAAGCGCUGCGCGACAAUAUAGCACUUGUCGUUGUUGGUGGAGCAUUCAUCGUCGGACGUAUUGGACAUGAAUUCUUCCUAGGGGCUAUUUUCUUAUUUUUCAAGCACGCAUUUGAUGUUGGCGAUGUCGUCUGGCUCUACAACACGCCAGAGACGACUUACGUUGCAUGUGUGGUUAAACGACUAUCUUUGCUUUAUGUUGUUUUUGAGAGAGUAGAUAACAAUCUUGAGAUGCAAAUGCCAAACGACAAACUGAACACGAAACGUAUCGAAAACAUUACUAGAUCUGGAAAAAACCGAGAACAGAUUGAUCUUAGUGUUGACUACGAGACAACUUUCAGAGAUAUUCAAUAUCUUCGCAACGAGCUGACAACCUUUCUGGGUCGUGAAGACAAUCGACGAGACUAUCGUCCGAACGUGGAUGUCCGCCUCAAAGCGAUACCUGAUCUUCAAAAGAUUCAGCUCCAAGUAAGUUUUUGGCACAAGUCAAACUGGGCGAACGAGGAGCUCCGGUCCGCACGCUCGUCCAAAUUUAUGUGUGAGCUGCUCCAGACUGUGCGAAGAAUUCCUAUCAACAAACCUGGUGGUUCAGGCGCCAAAACCGGAGAUGAAGGAAAGCCCUCGUAUAUGGUGGCUGUCAGUGAGGAGGAGGCCGCGGUGAAGCGAGCAGCAGAAAAAGUUAAACAGAAACAAAAGCGGUUCGACUUCGUCAAACCGGCCGACGAAGGCCAGCCGGCAAAGGGGCCUGCACAAGUUGACACGUCCCAAUUGCUGGAACAAGAGUUGAGCCCCGAUGAGAAAUUGCGACAGGAAGAAGAGAAGAAGAGAACUGCUGCGGAGAAGGCAGCAAAAGAAGAAAGGGAGAAAGAGGAAACACGGCUUGCUGAAAUGGCAGCUAUGGAGCAGCUGAACGAGAUACCACUAUCUGAGAGGAGCCGAGGUUCAUUAAACACUGCUCGCUGGCAGAGCAACAGCAAAGGCGUACGAAGCCGUCGUGUAUAUUGAGACCCUGCGCUUAGAGUACUCUAUCAAGGCUCUUUGAGGAAGAAACAUGACCCUCAGGAAUUAUAGAAAACUCAACAUGAGAAUAAUUAGUUAGCUUGAACCAUGGAAG
This is a messenger RNA of Talaromyces proteolyticus, 2740 nucleotides long. RefSeq lists its product as uncharacterized. Gene Ontology annotation, biological process: calcium ion transmembrane transport; intracellular calcium ion homeostasis. Gene Ontology annotation, cellular component: membrane. Bases 190 to 2631 code for a protein of 813 amino acids. The transcript is spliced from 6 exons. The record is from RefSeq and is a predicted model, not a curated record. Gene Ontology annotation, molecular function: calcium channel activity. NCBI's taxonomy places the organism in Eukaryota, Fungi, Ascomycota, Eurotiomycetes, Eurotiales, Trichocomaceae.